AUGAUACAUUGUUUAUUCUUAAUGAGCAGAUAAGGUAAAACAAGAUUAACUAAAUGGUUUUCUUAAUCAUUUACAAGUAAACAAAAAACAAGAUAUUUGAAAGAAAUUAAUUCUAUUGUAUUAACAAGAAGUAGUCGUUUAUGUAAUUUUUUAGAAUGGAACGAUUAUAAAAUAGUUUACAAAAGAUAUGCAAGUUUAUAUUUUAUUACCAUUGUUGAUAAAGAAGAAAACGAAUUAGGAAUUUUAGAAAUUAUACAUCAUUAUGUUGAAUGUUUAGAUAAGUAUUUUGGUAAUGUAUGUGAAUUGGAUUUAAUUUUUAAUUUUCAUAAAGCAUAUUUUAUUUUAGAUGAGUUGAUGAUUUCAGGUCAUGUAAUGGAGCCUAGUAAGAAAGUAAUUUUAAAAGCUAUUUAAAGUUAGGAAGUAUUUGAAGAAGAAAACCAAGAUACAAAUAAAAAGUGAGAUCUAUAUUUAUUGUAUGUACAAUUAUUUAUAAUAUUAUUAUAAUUUUUUGUCUUUU
Molecule: messenger RNA, 517 nt
Organism: Ichthyophthirius multifiliis
Lineage: Eukaryota; Ciliophora; Oligohymenophorea; Hymenostomatida
Exons: 4
Biological process (GO): vesicle-mediated transport; intracellular protein transport
Cellular component (GO): AP-1 adaptor complex; intracellular membrane-bounded organelle; membrane coat
Molecular function (GO): clathrin-cargo adaptor activity
Source: RefSeq, a predicted model, not a curated record